AGACGCAUAUUUUGCAAGCCACACUGGGCAAGCUCAAUAUUUGGUAGUCUACAUGUCAUUAAUUCUUGUUUUCUUCCUGAUCGGCAUUGCUUCGUCUUCAUCAGGUUAUUUCGGCCGGUUGUGAAAAAGACGUACAAAUCCAGCGAAGAGAAUAUUGUUUGCGUAUGCAAUUCAACCUACUGUGACGAUAUUGAGUCCACAGACGACAUUCCAUCAGGGAUCGCUGUUUUGUAUACGUCAUCGCGCAGCGGAAAACGCCUUGAAAAGUCUACCAUCUCGAUUUCUGAAGGAGCGAGCAGCAGUGAUGUCACAAUUACAAUCGACGCUCGAGAGACGUUUCAGUCGAUAAUCGGCUUCGGUGGUGCAUUCACAGACGCUGUGGGGAUCAACCUACGGUCGCUCAGCGAGCAAGCUCAAAGGAAUCUGCUGGAAUCCACGGAUUUCUCCACACACGAGUAUAGCUAUGCUGAUACUGCCAACGAUUUUGAAAUGGAAAAGUUCGCUUUAGCCAAGGAAGACUACCAAUAUAAGGGUGGAGGAGCACUUAUCGGCGAAGUGAAUGGCAAAUAUUACCGCUCGUAUGCUGCGUAUCUUGUGAAGUUCUUCGAAGAAUAUGCUAAAAAUGGCAUUUCGUUUCUGGGGAAUGACACUGCAAAAUGA
Messenger RNA from Ostertagia ostertagi, 660 nucleotides. NCBI's taxonomy places the organism in Eukaryota, Metazoa, Nematoda, Chromadorea, Rhabditida, Trichostrongylidae. The record is from the annotation of a GenBank genome assembly.